Messenger RNA from Knipowitschia caucasica, 2691 nucleotides. NCBI's taxonomy places the organism in Eukaryota, Metazoa, Chordata, Actinopteri, Gobiiformes, Gobiidae. The record is from the annotation of a GenBank genome assembly.
AUGUAUGGACGAAGAUCCUCCGAAAGAGCCACCACAGACUCUUUAGACAUGCUGAACAUCUCGGUCCAGGCCUUAUCAUCGACGCGGCCAUGCUCGAAGUCGUCCCACCAGCGACUCGACCUCCCAGGCUUUACCCAAAUAGUGCGUAUGAUCUUCUUGCGCUUGGUUCAGUCGAAAUACAAAGACAUCCACGAAGAGUUUGUGAGACAGUAUCCCCGGGGCCGAAAUGAUGACUUCCCCCACAGCGGCGAGGAGAUCACAUCCAAGUCACAAAUCACGUCCAAAUUAAAGGCGGUUCGGACCAAAUACAGGAAAGCGAUGGGUUCGGGGAAGAGAAAAGGCCAAGGGCGGGUCAUAUUGAUUUACUAUGAACUGUGCCAGCUAAUAUGGGGAGGACCACCGGCCACCGAGACGAUCGCAGCCGGGUUGGAGACAGCCGACUAUGAGUUCGAAUACGAGUAUGAGUAUGAAGUUCCCCCCGCGAUUAGCCGCAGCUCAACACCUUUAUCAGAGACCCAAGAGAGCUCGGAUGAGGCAGAUACCAAAGACGCGUUGCCCCCCGUGGUGAGCUCCAAACGAGACGCGCUGCAAGCGACGAUUGAUAACAUCAAAGAGAAUCGCAAACGAAAGCUCUCGUCCGAUCCAGCCGUAGAAGAGGACCUUCAACUCAAACGAAGAAUGUUGGAGUUUGCCGAGGAGGCAGAGAAGAACAAUAAACAGCAAAUGGAAGAGCUUACACUGCUGCUCUCUGAUUGGCUGAGCGCGGCGGGCGGACACCACCACGGGCUCGGUCCUCCAGGCUCGCGGAGAGCGAAUGUCGUCAUGAGCGAACCACAGGACAACAUGGCCGCCACAGUCGCCGUGAGUCCCAGUGAAUAUCUGCAGCCCUCCUCCUCCACCACCACCACCACCACCACCACCUCCUCCUCCUCCACACAGCAGGACUCUCAGCCCUCUCCUUUGGCUCUGCUCGCUGCCACAUGUUCAAAGAUCGGUCCUCCUGCAGCUCAGGCGCCCGUGUCUCCUCCUCCGUCUCAGCCUCAGCCGCGGAGACUGAUGCCCAUCAAGCCAGCCCCCAUCGCCCCCGCACCCCCCAAGAACCUGGGCUUUCUCUCCAAAGGCAACCAGCUCAUCCAGCUCCCGACUCUGGGGUCCGCAGCCCCCGGAAGCCCCAUUGUACUCACAAUACAGCAGAGCCCCGCGAGAACCAAUGUGUCGAACAUACAGUAUCAGAUCCAGGCGCCGCAGACCAUCCAGAUGAUGCCUCAGGGCGGGCAGCAGAUCCAGAUCAUUCCCAACACCAACCAGGCCAUAAUGACUGUUCCGAGCCCCGCCCCUUCGCCUGCACCCACCCCAAAGACCGUCCCCAUCAAACCCUCCUCCGCAAAGUCCCGGAAACAACAGCAUCAACAACUGAACCAACCGCUGCAGAUCCAGGCGGCGGCUCCCAACAGUGCUCACAACAUAGUGACGCUGCCUGGCGGCCUCACGCUGCCCCUGAACGUCGCCACGACAGAAGUGGACGAUAUGAUGACGGAGGCCUCCACGGGUCCGAACAUUUUGAAAGGGCGUCGUGGGAGAAAGAAGAAAAUCCUGGCCAAUCAGAAUCAAGUGGUGGUCCAGGCCGAGUCGCAGCUGCAGCAGCAAGAGCAGAUGGAGGCAAUUCUCAUCGAGGCCGGGGAUAAUAUUAUACAGGCGGGCAACAACCUGCUGAUCCUGCAGAGUCCUGGGCAGCCGGCGAUGGUGCAGCAGGUGCAGCUGGUGCAGCCCAAACAGGAGUCCCAGAUGGUGCAGAUCCCACAGCAGGCUCUGAAAGUGGUCCAGGCCGCGUCCGCCACUCUGCCCCAAGUCCCACAGCGGCAGAGCGCCCCCACCAGCAUCCAGGUGUCCACCGCAGAGCCCACGCCCACACAGUUUUUAUUCAAGAACUCCUCCGGCGAGUGGCAGGCAGUGCAGAUCCAGGAAACGACGUCGCAAACCACCAUCCCCUCGGUCGCCACGGUGACGACGCCGGUUUCCACGUCGUCGUCACCGAUGUUGACCAAUAGGAAGAUUGCCCUGGGCGGCGUGAAGAAGGAGCGCACUCUGGCUAAGAUCGCGCCGGCGGGAGGCGUGAUCACCCUGAACGCUCCGCUGUCUCCGCCGCCGCAACAAACGGUUCAAACCAUCAGCAUCAAUGGGGUCCAGGUGCAGGGCGUGCCAGUCACCAUCACCAACGCUGGCGGCCAGCAGCACCUGACAGUUCAGACGGUGCAGGGAGGAGGGCUGCAGCUCUCGGCCCUGAACCAGCCCACGGUGCAGAUGGACUCUCUCACUCUGGAACUGCCCCCGGGACCCGGAGAGAAGAAGAGGAGAGUGGCCUGCACCUGCCCCAACUGUAAAGACGCGGACAAGAGGCCGGGGGAGGUGGGGAAGAGGAAGCACAUCUGUCACGUUCCCGGUUGCGAGAAGACGUUCAGGAAGACGUCUCUGCUGCGCGCGCACGUUCGGCUGCACACCGGGGAACGGCCUUUCGUCUGCACCUGGGUUUUCUGCGGGAAGAGGUUCACAAGAAGCGACGAGCUGCAGCGGCACGCACGCACACACACAGGAGACAAACGGUUCGAGUGCAGCCAGUGUCAGAAGCGCUUCAUGAGGAGCGACCACUUGACGAAGCAUUAUAAGACUCACAUAAACACAAAAAACCUGUGA